AAGUGGGGAAAAGUUGCAAUGCAGAUUUUCACAAACGGAAGUACAUCCCUGCUGCUGGACGGCGGAACAAAAGCUUUGACAACAAUGGUGCUUAAACAGUGUCAUUCGCAACUUAAACGUUUUGGUGUUAACCACCCAGAAAAGUGGUAUGACCUUUCUUUUAAUCAAGACAGAGUUAGCAGUUUUGUUUCGACAGCUGUCAACAAAUCACCGUGUGUCCGAUACAUCAUCACUCCACCUUUUAGGAACUUUGACAAGCUUCUGUGGAGAGGGAGACGAGCUGGACUGAAGAGCAGGCAUCUUUCUGCAGUGACACACAUGUCCGCAAGAGAGCUGAGUACUUCCAUCAAAGCCUUCCAGUAUUUGAACCCAGACGUACCAAAGUCUGAAGGCGGGAGGCUGUUUUUUGAUACCCACGCGGUGGUACGACUCUUUGAGGAAAAAGGCUUCCCAACUCGGCAAGCUGAGGUGAUGGUUAAAGUUCUGGUGAGGAUGACAAACUCUAACAUGGAUGUCAUCUAUAAUGACAUGGUAACCAAAGUGCUGCAGGAGAUCAUGUUGCAGCGUGUGAUGUCUCAAAUAGUGGCUGUAAAGAAGGACAUGGUAAUCCUGGAGAAGAGUGAGUUCUCUACUUUACUGGCAGAAAGUGAGAAACUCGAGAUCCAGUUGUUGCAGCUCAAGGUCCAACUGGCUGAUGUCAUGAAUAAAGUGCGCUCGGACACUGUUAUGGACAUGCAUUUGGAGAAAAGUCGCGCAAAAGCACUGAAAGUACAGCAUGAGAAGAUGCUUCUAGAAACACGAGCAGAGAUUCAGGAAAUGACUGCAGAGCAAGAUCGUCAUUUAACUCAGACCUACAUGAAAAUAGACACGGAAGUGGCUGGUUUGAAAACCAUGUUAGAGGCUCAUAAACUGGAUACUAUAAAAUACCUUGCAGGUUCAGUGUUCACCUGUCUCACUGUGGUCUUGGGUUUCUAUCGUAUUUGGAUGUAAGCAGGACCAUACUGUAGUUAUGAUUUUCAUAUAACCUCCGGUGACACUAGAACUUUCAAUGCAUGCUCUCGAUCUAACAAUAGCCGGAGACCAAAUCUCUUUCAUGUCUGAAAGUUUGCAUUCAUUUUUUUUAAAGAUUAUUUG
Sander lucioperca (pikeperch) is the source of this 1134-nucleotide messenger RNA. It is a transcript of the gene mcur1, whose product is annotated as mitochondrial calcium uniporter regulator 1. Lineage: Eukaryota; Metazoa; Chordata; Actinopteri; Perciformes; Percidae. The coding region runs from base 19 to 990 and encodes 323 amino acids. The record is from RefSeq and is a predicted model, not a curated record. Gene Ontology annotation, cellular component: mitochondrial inner membrane; mitochondrion. Gene Ontology annotation, biological process: positive regulation of mitochondrial calcium ion concentration; calcium import into the mitochondrion. The transcript is spliced from 9 exons.